This is a messenger RNA of Kwoniella shivajii, 1014 nucleotides long. RefSeq lists its product as uncharacterized. Bases 1 to 1014 code for a protein of 337 amino acids. NCBI's taxonomy places the organism in Eukaryota, Fungi, Basidiomycota, Tremellomycetes, Tremellales, Cryptococcaceae. The transcript has 6 exons. The record is from RefSeq and is a predicted model, not a curated record. Gene Ontology annotation, cellular component: mitochondrion. Gene Ontology annotation, molecular function: thiosulfate-cyanide sulfurtransferase activity.
AUGAGAUUCCCAGCCAUCAGUAAAGUAGCUCUGGCCAGACGAUCAUUGCAUACCUCUAGCAUCGCUAGAGUACCAUUAUUGAUCACCCCUGAACAAUAUCAAGAUCUACCAAAGAAUACAACCCUCCCACUGGAUGUAUCAUGGCAUAUGCCAAAUUCAACUCGAUCAGCUUUGAGCGAAUACCUCUCCGGACCAAGAAUACCAAAGGCCAAACGAUUCGAUUUGGACGAGGUUGCAGAACUGGAAGUGGACAAGAACCCUUUAAGUCUGACUCACAUGUUACCUACUCCAGAGAGGUUUGUUGAAGAAGUCCGUAAACUCGGUAUAAGGAAUGAUGAUCAUAUAAUUUUGUACGAUACAAUCGGUAUCUUUUCAAGCCCAAGAGCUUUAUAUACCUUCAAAGCCUUUGGGCAUGAGAAUGUAUCUGUGCUAGAUGGUGGUUUACCAAGAUGGAUCGAAGAAGGAUACGAAGUGGAAACUGGAGAAGUUAAACCAACACUGCAUGAAAGUCAAUACAGAGCGCCUAAAGGUCUGAAAGAGGACUGGGUUAGGUCCUACGAACAGAUAGUUGCCAAUUCAGAGAAACCUUUAAGCGAUACUGCGUCUGACGUGGUAUUGGAUCAUCGACCCAGACCAAGGUUUACAGGAGAAGCUCCUGAACCCAGACCUGGAUUAUCAUCUGGGCAUAUACCAAACUCACUUUCAUUACCUUUCCCCUCAUAUCUUCAAGGAGCAAACGAUAAAUUCCCUUAUUCAUCUUUCAAAUCAAUUGAAGAACUGAAAAAAGUAUUUGAGGAUGCCGUAGGUGGAAAAGAAGAACUAGAUAAAUUGAUAGUCAAUCAGAGGACAACCGUAUUCACUUGUGGAAGUGGAAUGACAGCUGCCAUAGGUUGGUUAGCUAAUGAAUUGAUAAAAGAGAAACAAGGUAAAGGACUGAAAACUGCUUUGUAUGAUGAGUCGUGGACAGGUUAUGCUCUGAGGCAGGAAAGCAAGAUCGUCAAGGGGAACAAAUGA